AUGCUGAAAUGCUUAAACUCGGAUGAAGCCAAAUAUGUUCUGGCCAAGAUACAUGAAGGAAUCAAUGGCCAUCACAUGGGAGGCAAGGAUUUGCCUCGAAAGGCCCUCCGAGCUGGUUAUUUUUGGCCGACCAUGGAGGCAUACUCUAAAGACCAUGUGAAGAAAUGUGAUAGCUGCCAGAAGCAUGCCAAGCUAAUUCUUUCACCACCUGAUGAACUGAAUUUUCAAGCAAGGAGACCAAGGUUGAAGAAGGCAGCAGCUGACCCUUCAGCCACUCACGCAAAUGGACAAGCUGAAGCAGUAAAUAAGGUAAUCGUGAAUGGUCUUAAAAAGCGAAUGUUCGAUGCUGAAGAAAGCUGGGUUCAUCAGCUCUACUUUUUCCUUUGGGGAUACAGAACGAUUACCCAAACUACAACAGGGGAAACUCCUUUCCGACUAACUUAUGGUUACGAGGCCAUGAUUCUUGAGGAAAUCGAAGAACCUUCUUGGAGGCAGAUGAAAAGUAGCGAGUAA
This is a messenger RNA of Gastrolobium bilobum, 513 nucleotides long. RefSeq lists its product as uncharacterized. The record is from RefSeq and is a predicted model, not a curated record. Bases 1 to 513 code for a protein of 170 amino acids. Gene Ontology annotation, molecular function: nucleic acid binding. NCBI's taxonomy places the organism in Eukaryota, Viridiplantae, Streptophyta, Magnoliopsida, Fabales, Fabaceae. The transcript has 3 exons.